AUGACAGUGGAUCAAGUUCCUGCAAGUGCUAUUUGUCAAGUAAUGGCUGAGCAAACAUAUUCUAACAAUGCGAUGCAUCGGAUGUAUACGCCUCAAUAUACUUUUAGCGCAACUCCGGAAGAUUGUGCUAUUUAUGAUGCACAGCGAUUUUCACUUUCCCAGCCAUCACAAUAUCAAUUUACUGAAGACAUUCAGCAACUUGUUUUUAGACCGGUGUCCGAUCGACCCAAUGUUGAUGUUCAAUUAAACCCAUUAAAUCGAUCAAAUCAACUAGAAUCCCUCUCUGCACCGAGACCCAAAAAUGACGUUAUAGAAGGGAGUUAUGUAAUUGAUCCAAACACUUUAUUGACACUCGAAAUAAACGACAAUGCAAGCGAAGAAUAUGUAAAUACAGCGUUUAUGAUUCAUAAUGCUAUGACGAAUGGUGGUGCUAUUUCAAAUGCUGCCGUCGCAGAUGCCAUGAUCCAUCAUCAAUCCGUUUCGAUCUCACCAGUUAAUUCGUCGACAUAUUCACCGAGUCCAACCCUGACUGAAAAAUCGCUCGCCUCUAAACCUUCAACGGCUAGCAGUUCUGAGCCGCAAUCACCACUGACUUUUAUCAAGUUCGAGGAGCCGGAAUUUAUGGAAAAGAACGAACCGGAGCUUGAAGACGAGAGUUUGAGUUGGGUUAACCCGAAACAGUAUAGGAGAAUACUAAAGAGGAGAAUUGCCAGGCAAAAGUUUGACGCCAAAUAUGGCAUUUCACGAGAGCGAAAGUCAUACAUACACAAAUCUCGACAUUUACACGCUCUUCGACGUCCACGUGGUCCUGACGGUCGAUUUCUUACUAAAGCAGAAAUAGAAGAAAUGUCACUGUCGAACUUUAUAGCUCCGUUUUCCAACCUGUCACCGACACUUUUUGCUCCGUACAUGUGCUCACCUGAACAAUGUUUCUCUGAACAAGCGUUACGAAAUACAAUGAUGGGUAAUAGUAUGAUAGCAAACACUGCAGAGUAUUUCCAAACAAGCGAAGGGAGAUGUAAUAUUGUGCCACAACCAGUUGGGUGCGGAAUAGAUGGUAUUGGUGGAGGAUUGGUGGGGUGGUUGUGA
Paraglomus occultum is the source of this 1089-nucleotide messenger RNA. NCBI's taxonomy places the organism in Eukaryota, Fungi, Glomeromycota, Glomeromycetes, Paraglomerales, Paraglomeraceae. The record is from the annotation of a GenBank genome assembly.